AUGGAAAACCAUGCAAAGUUCCCUCACUGCAUCCUUCUCACCCGUGUUGGCCAAUUUUAUGAGUCCUACUUCGAUCAAGCAGUCGAAGUCGCCGAGCUACUCAACAUCAAGCUCGCAAGUCGUCUUUCUGGCGGUGGAGGCCAACGCGCACAUAUGUGUGGUUUCCCAGUCCAUCACCUUCACAAGCACCUCAAAGUUCUAGUCCAACACCACCACCGUUUCGUUGCCCUUUGCGAGGAAUUUGUUCGCCCUCCCUCUACCUCCGUCACCCCUUCUACAUCUGCAGGAGCGAAACUUACGUUCGAAAGACGGGUGACUCGGGUCAUUACGCCGGGCACGUUAAUCGACGAACCGUUCUUGAAUCAGUAUGAGAAUAAUUACCUGCUCGCUAUCGGAGAGGUCAGUGCGAGCGGUGGUGAAGAUACGAAUGCUGUGGGAUUGGCCUGGAUUGAUGUAUCGACUGGAGAGUUCUUCACGAAGGACACGACCCUCGACUCGUUGCGGGACGAUCUGGUUCGGAUUGCACCUCGUGAGGUCGUUCUAUCUACCUCCCUUCAAUCCAAUCCUUCACACCCUCUCCGACAAGCCGUCCUCGAAGAAGAGUCCUUUACUUCCUUCAUCAUGCCGUCGAAACGGUCCGCGAGUUCACAUGAAGCGCAAGCUAUUCCCGAGGGCGGGCUCACCAAUACUUCCAAAUUCUCCCUCUCGCAGCAGGAGACCGCGGCAGUCGACUUGCUCACGACCUUCCUGCAUGCCAACUUGAUGGAAAGUAUGCCCCGCCUGUCCUCACCCAGCAAAGAAGCGAGCGAAGGUCGUAUGCGGAUCGAUGCUCACACGAUCAAGGCUCUCGAGAUUCGAGAAGGUAUGCGGGAAGGCGGUACAUCAGGUAGCCUGCUCAGUGUGAUCAAGAGGACAGUCACGAACAGUGGCACUCGGUUACUUGCCCGCUGGCUCUGCUCUCCGAGCACGUCUCUCGCCGAGGUCAACGCCCGACAGUCCCUCGUUGCUCUCUUCCAUUUGCGUCCGCAUCUUCGAGACGACCUCGUCGAUUACCUCCGCAAAAUCGACGACGCCACACGCAUCGUUCAGAAAUUCCUCCUUGGUCGAGGUGAUGCCACAGAUCUCUCAGCAAUAAGUUCCACGAUCUCCACCUGGACAACUAUUCACAAUCGUAUGCAGCUUGAGAAGACUUAUGAAGAGAAGGAGAGAGGGAUUGUGAAGCAGGAAGACUGGGACAGCUUGGAUCGUUUGAUGAGCAGGAUGACGGAUUUGAAGGAACUAGCGGACAGGAUUGACGUGGCCUUGAAAGGGAGUUCGGCUGUGAGGAGGGAUCAGACUGCUAUCGGAGAGUCGGAGGACGAAGCUGGAACAGAACCUGAAGGGCAAUUGGAACCGAAUAUGCCUGAGGAACUCAUGAUUCUUUUGUUCCCAAGUUAUUCGAAUGAGAUACGGUCACUGCAUAACAAGUUCCAGGAUCUACUCACGCAACGCGAGGAGCUAGAGCGGCGGUUUCAACAGGUGUACGAUGCUUCGUCUUUGACCCUGCGAUCCUCUUCAUUCUACGGUCUACACGUUCACAUCGCCCGAUCGAAGCGUGACGCUGCUCCUCUGAAAGCCUCUCAAUCCUUUGUCCUCAUCUCAGAGAGCAAUUCGACGAGUGUCUUUUUCAAUCGAGCAUGGUCGCAAUUGGGCACCGAACUCAUGGAAACCUCUAACUCCAUUCUGGCCCACGAAAAGGCCGCUUUUGAAGCCCUUCGCAACGAGGUCAAUGUCCAAGAGGGCGCUCUCCGCCGAAACGCCCAGAUCAUCGACGAACUGGAUGUCACCCUCGGAUUCGCCAACCUUGCCGCUAGCAUGAACUUUGUCAGACCCACCUUGACCGAAGAUUGCACUUUCCAUGUCGUGGACGGUCGUCAUCCCACAGUCGAGCUGGGUCUCAUCAAUGCCGGCCGUGUCUUCACUCCCAAUACCGUCUCUUUCUCUCCCGAGUCACGUCUACAUAUCAUCACCGGCCCAAACAUGGCUGGCAAGUCUACUCUUUUACGCCAAACAGCCCUCAUUGCUAUCCUCGCGCAGACAGGGUCAUUCGUGCCCGCUGAGCAUGCGGUCAUCGGGAUGGUCGAUGCGUUGUUUUCGAGAGUGGGUGCCAAGGACGAUUUGUUCAGGGAUAAGAGCACGUUCAUGGUUGAGAUGUUAGAGACGGCUGAGAUUCUGCGACGGGCCACGCCAAAUAGUCUAGUCAUCAUGGACGAAGUCGGACGCGGGACGACUGUCAAAGAUGGACUAGCUAUUGCAUUCGCCACAGUUCAUCACCUCUACGCUCAGAACCAAUGCCGUGCACUAUUUGCAACCCACUUUCACGAAAUUACAGACAUGCUGGGAUACUCUGGCGAUCAAAAGGGAGAAGGCGCGUUUCAGAAUGUCGGAUUCUACUGUACCGAUGUCGACGAGGUUGAGGAUGGCUCAUUCGCCUACUCUCAUCGACUUCGGCCCGGUGUCAAUCGCGACAGUCAUGGUCUCAAGGUGGCUCAACUGGCAGGUAUGCCACCCGCCGCUAUCGGCGUCGCAAAGGACGCACUUUCUUGGCUUCGUGUUCGUGAUGCUGUUACCGCAAGCAGCAUCGCAGAUUUAAAACAUCUUGGACAAUCGUUGGCUAAGCAGUCAUCAGCAUCAGCAUCGACAUCGCCUAAAUCUCAUACUUCAUCCUAA
Molecule: messenger RNA, 2709 nt
Organism: Stereum hirsutum FP-91666 SS1
Lineage: Eukaryota; Fungi; Basidiomycota; Agaricomycetes; Russulales; Stereaceae
Exons: 10
Coding region: 1-2709 (902 amino acids)
Biological process (GO): mismatch repair
Cellular component (GO): nucleus
Molecular function (GO): ATP binding; ATP-dependent DNA damage sensor activity; mismatched DNA binding
Source: RefSeq, a predicted model, not a curated record